Messenger RNA from Tyto alba (common barn owl), 3257 nucleotides. It is a transcript of the gene RUNDC3A, whose product is annotated as RUN domain containing 3A. NCBI's taxonomy places the organism in Eukaryota, Metazoa, Chordata, Aves, Strigiformes, Tytonidae. The record is from RefSeq and is a predicted model, not a curated record. The coding region runs from base 688 to 2553 and encodes 621 amino acids. Gene Ontology annotation, cellular component: cytosol. The transcript has 10 exons.
CUGGUGGUCCCUGUCUGUCCCCAGCCUCCAGGGGGGUGACACACACCCCCCACACCCCCCGCCCCUGUUUGGGGGCUGCCUGUGCUGGGCUGGGACAGGAGCCUGGCCCUGGGGAUGCACCGAGGUUUGGGGUCACCGUGCCAGGCACCCCCGGGCCCUGCUCCUGGGGUCUGGGGGACCCCGACUCCUCAUCGUGGCACAGGGAACCUCCAGACCCCACUGUCAUGACAUGGGGACCCCCUGGAUCUCCUCGCCAUGGCACAGGGCACCUCCAGAUCCCACUGUCAUGACAUGGGGACCCCCUGGAUCGCCUCACCAUGGCACGUGGCACCUCCAGACCCCAUUGGUGUGACAUGGGGACCCCCCAAAUCUCCUCGCCAUGGAAUGGGACACCUCCAGAUCCCACUGUCAUGACAUGGGGAACCCCUGGAUCUCCUUGCCAUGGCAGAGGGCACCUACAGACCCUGCUGUCAUGACAUGGAGAACCCCAGGACUUAUUGCCACGGCACAGGGCACCUCCACGUCCCACUGUCAUGACAUGGGGACCCCCUGGAUCUCCUCUCCAUGGCACGGGGCACCUACAGACCCUGCUGUCAUGACAUGGAGAACCCCAGGACUUAUUGCCAUGGCACAGGGCACCUCCAGAUCCCACUGUCAUGACAUGGGGACCCCCCAGAUCUCCUCGCCAUGGCAUGGGGAAUCUCCAGAUCCCACUGUCAUGACAUAGGGACCCCCUGGAUCUCCUCACCGUGGCAUGGGACACCUCUGCAUCCCACUAUCUUGACAUGGGGACCCCCCAGAUCUCCUCUCUGUGGCAUGGGACACCUCCAGACCCCGCAGUCACGUCGAGGCACCCUCAUCCUGCCGUCACGGGGCUCCCCGGUCUCACCCUGCCCACGUGUGGCUGUGACCCACAGAUGGGGCAAUCCCCACCCCCCCACCCCCCCCCCCGUCCCAUGCAGACACCUGCCCCGUCCCCCUCUGUCCUGCCGGGCUCAGCAGGUUUCGUGUCUCCAGCAUCUCUCCGGGCCGAGCACGAGCGGCCGGGCGGAAGGGGAAGCCAUCACCGCCCGCGCACGCCCGGGGAGGAAGGGGGCCUUUGUUCGCCCUUCCUGGCCACUCGCACAGCAGGGGAGCGGCGGCCGCCCCGGUGGGCUCCCCAGGGACGCGGGGGGGGGUCAGCCAGCCCCGGCCCGCAGCUCAGCCCGCCCCCGGGGCUCCAAAACCAACGUCUGCAAAAGCAUUUUGCUCCGUUGGUCACAACCUAACGGGCGCUGGGUGCGGGGCGCCGGGUGCCCGUCCCCUCCCACCCGUGACGCCCAUCGCCCCACCAGGUUCUCGGUGAAGACCUUGUUGGAGAAAUACACGGCGGAGCCCAUCGACGACUCCUCCGAGGAGUUCGUUAACUUUGCCGCCAUCCUCGAGCAGAUCCUCAGCCACCGUUUUAAAGGCCCCGUCAGCUGGUUCAGCUCGGAUGGGCAGCGUGGGUUUUGGGACUACAUCCGCCUGGCCUGCAGCAAGAUCCCCAACAACUGCGUCAGCAGCAUCGAGAACAUGGAGAACAUCAGCACCUCCAGGGCCAAGGGCCGGGCCUGGAUCCGCGUGGCGCUGAUGGAGAAGCGCAUAUCCGAGUACAUCUCCACGGCGCUGCAGGACACGCGGACCACCAAGCGGUUUUACGACGACGGGGCCAUCAUGCUGCGGGAUGAAUCCGUGGUGCUCACGGGGCUGCUCAUCGGGCUCAGCGCCAUUGACUUCAGCUUCUGCCUGAAGGGCGAGGUGAUGGACGGUAAAAUGCCCAUGGUCAUCGACUACACGCCCUACCUGAAGUUCACGCAGAGCUAUGACUACCUGAACGAGGAGGAGGAGCGAGGCAGCGUGGAGAGCAGCACGAGUGAGGACAGCUCCCCUGAACACCCCUACCUGCCCCUGGUCACCGACGAGGACAGCUGGUACAGCAAGUGGCGCAAGAUGGAGCAGAAAUUUCGCAUCGUUUAUGCCCAAAAGGGGUACCUGGAGGAGCUGGUGCGGCUGCGGGAGUCGCAGCUGAAGGACCUGGAGGCGGAGAACAAGCGGCUGAAGCUGCGUCUGGAGGAGGUGAUGGUGCAGAACCAGCUGGAGAAGCGGGAGCUGGAGGGCGUCAUCCUGGAGCUGCAGGAGCAGCUGACGGGGCUGAUCCCCUGCGAGAACCCGCAGCUGGCCCAGCUCUCCAAGGAGAUGGUGACACCCCUGGUGAACCAGUGGCCCUCGUUGGGGACCCUCAACGGCAACGACAGCGGCUCGGACAGCAAGCUCUACAGGAGGCACAGCUUCGUGAGCACCGACCAGCUCUCGGCCGAGAACAGCCUCAGCUCCGACUCCCAGCGCCUGGGCGAGGGCAAGCGCGAAGGCGAGCCCUGGGGGCCCUUGGGGAAGGACCCCACACCCUCCAUGCUGGGGCUCUGCGGCUCCCUGGCCUCUCUGCCCAGCUGCAAAUCCCUGGCCAGCCUCAAGUCCAACGAGUGCCUGGUGAGCGACAGCACGGAAGCCAGCCCGACCCGCAGCCCCAGCUGAGACCCCCGGCCCCCUCGCCGCCCCCCGGCCCGGCUGCCCAGCCCAGCGGCGUGGUGGAGGACUGAUCUCCCGCGUGUGUGUGUGUGUCCCGAUUUCCUCCCCGUCCCGGGACCGACGAGGGACUCGCCGAAGCCACGGGGAGGGGGGGCUGGGGAUGGGCGUCUUGACACCCCAAGCUGGCUGCGCCUCGGACCCCCGGCCCGGUCCCUGGCUGGAAAUAUGGACCUGUUGGGAUGGGGGGGGGAUGCCAAACUGGGACCGGUGUGAGCUGGGGAUGGGGUGGGGGGGACACAAACUGUGCUGGGGGUCGGGGGGGAACACACUGGGAGCGACCGCUGUUGGGGUGCAAGGGAGGGGGGUCAGGGCCAAAACACCUCCAGGGGUGAGGGUCCUGGUGCUGCCCCUGCCCGCCCCUUGGACGCCCACCCGGGCUUCUCCAGUCUAGUGCCCAGCCUCCCCCUGGCCCCCCCUCCAUGCCCAGGCACUGCUUGGAGGGGGGUGUGUGUGUGUGGGGGGGUGGCCUGUCCCUUCCUUUGGGGACCAGCUGUCCCCCCCUUGCAGGAGCAUCCCCACAACAGGGAUAGGCUUCCCCCCCCCCCCCUUCCUCCUUCUCAUCCUCCCCUGGGUUUUGGGUGAUUUUGGUUUUUAAUUCAGCCCCGUCUGCCUUGUUGGAGCAAAAGGAAUUAAUAAACGCAGCAAGCUGA